AUGUGGUUGGAAGAAUCAGAAGCUAAUGUACGUGAUGUAUUCAAUAAAGCUCGUCAAGCAGCAUCAUGUGUAUUAUUUUUUGAUGGAUUAGAUUCUAUUGCUAAAUCUCGUGGUGGUAGUGCUGGUGAUGGUAGUGAUGCAGCUGAUCGUGUUUAUAAUCAAAUUUUAACUGAAAUGGAUGGUAUGCGUGCAAAAAACAAUGUUUUUAUUAUUGGUGCUACCACUAGACAAUUUAUUAUUGAUUCAGCUAUACUUCAACCAGGUCGUCUUGAUCGUUUGAUUUAUAUUCAAUUACCUGAUGAUAAAUCUCGUAUGGCUAUACUUAGAGCUCUUUUAACAGAAUUACCAGUAGCAGAAAAUAGUCUUUUAAGUUUAUUAGCAAAUAAAACAAAAGACUUUAGUGGUGCAGUUUUAACAAAAAUUUGUCAACCUACUGUACUUGAAAUUCGUCCUAAUCAUUUUGAAGAAGCUAUAAAUUAUGUACAAAGUUUAGAAAAUGAGCGUGAUAUACCUAAAUAG
Molecule: messenger RNA, 519 nt
Organism: Rotaria sordida
Lineage: Eukaryota; Metazoa; Rotifera; Eurotatoria; Philodinida; Philodinidae
Source: the annotation of a GenBank genome assembly